AUGGCAGCUGAAAAUCCAAAAAAAUGGGGGGACAUUUUGAAAGGUACGAAAUCACAUGAGAUGUAUAGUAAGUUUGAUAAAGGGGUCAUUGGGAAUGACAUGGAUACAUAUUGUAAUAAAUUGAAGGAAUCAGAUAACGCAUGCAAUAAUGAUAAAUGUAAAUUAUGCAAAAAAAUUGGAAAUAGUUUAAAAAUAUUAUCCCAAAUACAAGAUGGUAAAACACGUAGAUACGGUUGUCUAAAAUAUAAAUAUUGGGUAAAUUCUCAAAUUUUAAGUUUGUUAGGAGAUGAUCCCAAAAAAGAGUACGACAAAACCGUACUGAAUAAUUUUUCUGAUGCGCAGAAAAUUAUCCUUGAAAAAAAAAUAUAUGAUUAUGUUUGCUGGUAUGAUUUUAAAGGUGCAAAUUUAAAAAACGUUAAGGAAAUGAAUGAGAAGAAAGAUUUGCAUGAUUAUUUUAGUAAUUAUAGCACUGUUAAAAAAUAUAUAUUAUCUGAUAGUGCUAAUGAGGAUGAAUGUAAGAACUACCUAAAGCACAUUAAAGAACUAUAUGACAGGCAUAAAAAUGAGUGCUUUGAUUUUUUUAAUUAUUGGACAUCCGAUUGCCCAGACUAUUAUAAACGUGAAAAGAAGUAUGACCCAAACAAACUACUUUUAAAAUUACAAGGUAAAGGUUCAGAGAGUAUAGAGGUGCCUCCUAAGAAAUCUUCAGAAAAAGAAAAAAUAACAUUUUUUCGUCUUACAUGUGGUAAUGAAAUAUGGGACGAAAAAUUUCGACAUUGUGCCUUAAAGCCAUUAACUAUUGAGUAUACUGAUGAUGAAGAUGAAGAUGAAGAUGAGGAUGUGGCACAGCAAAAUAAUUUGAUGCCAGGAGGUAUCGAACCACAAAGUGAGAAUGAAAGCACAGUUAAGAGGCAAGAAGGUGAUAACUCUCAAAGUGACGAAGAUGUGGGAACUAUCGAUGAAGAUAUACCUAAAACCUCAACAGAAGAGGAUGGUAUAACACCUUACUUGGAACUAAGGGAUGAUGUAAUUAAAUGGAACAUAGAAGAUAAAAGAGUAUUAGACUGUAGGUUUAAUCAACAUGAUGCUAAUACUAAAUUAUGUGAAUACUUAAGAAAAAUAUAUAAAGGAGAUUUUGUGCUAAAACAAAAACCUAAAUUUGAAAUUAAAAUAUAUACCAAAGAAUCAUACGACGGAAAAUCAGUUAAAGGAAGAGAUAGUAAUUUGACAAACACUGGUUUAUCAAGUCCUGAUUUAUCAAGGUCUCAUUCAAGUGCGUCCCAUACAGGAAUGUCUGAUUCAUCAAACUCUGUUUCCUCAGUCCCUGAUUUGGAAACCAAUGAAGAACAUAGCAGUGGAGAAAGCGACGCAGAAUCAUCUAUCACAAAAUCACUUAUUAUAAAACCAGUCAUCGUAGUAGCUCAUGACACAGGAUCAGAUAUUGAAGAUGGAAUUAGCGAAGAAUCAACUAAUACCCAGAAUGAAAUUUUUAAUUUAUCAAAAACUACUCCAUUCCGCGCAAUGGUAUUAACCAUUAUAAUGUUAGGAAUUUUUUUUCUUGGUUUUCUUUAUUUUAAAUUUACACCUUUUGGUACUUGGGUAAGAAGGAAAUUAGGAAUGCAGAAAAAAAUUAACACUCGUCAGAGAAAACAAUUACAGAGACCACAAUCCCGUGGACGAAAAGUAGCUAAUACAAACAUGAAUAGAAAGCGAGUACAAAUUGCUUAUCAGAAUAGGUGA
Molecule: messenger RNA, 1740 nt
Organism: Plasmodium gonderi
Lineage: Eukaryota; Apicomplexa; Aconoidasida; Haemosporida; Plasmodiidae
Product: variable surface protein
Exons: 3
Coding region: 1-1740 (579 amino acids)
Source: RefSeq, a predicted model, not a curated record